GCAUCUCGUCACAUCUUCCUGGGGAGGACGAUGGGGGUGGGUGUGUCAAGUCUUAUUCCGUUUCUCUAAAGCAGCCUAUCAAAGCGGAAUCUGAGAUCGAAUUGUGUGCAACUGAUGGUAGAUCUGUUUGGACACCUGGAGCCCCCGAAUCGACGAAUCCUGCAGCCUGAGGUCCACCGCACCCCGGAGGCAAGCUUGCUUACGAACGACACCGAUUGCACAAGCUGCAAAUCAAGACCCCACUGGAAUAGAGGAACACAGACUCCCAAUUAGGCUCCUCCCCCCUCCCCCCCCCCAAAAAAGCCCAGGAAUUUGGUAUUGAGAUACGGUGUCAUCAGCAGGCAUGGCAAACAUCCUUGCACAUGUGGGUGCCAAUGAGGGACAGAAUGAAGCCUUGCCUCCUUGGGCCCAUUCCUUGCUGAGAUCUCUGGGGAGAAGUCUGGGCCCUUUGAUGACCUACAUAGCAGAGAGAAACUUGAAAUUGUUCUCAGGGAAGGCAGUGCCAGUCCAGGGGGAAGAAACUUUUGAAAACUGGCUGAUCCAAGUCAAUGGAGUCUUGCCAGAUUGGAAUAUCCCUGAGGAAGAAAAACUCAAGCGUUUGAUGAAAACCCUUAGGGGUCCUGCCAGGGAGGUCAUGCGUUUGCUCCAGUCUGCCAACCCUAACCUAAGCGUGGCAGAUUUUUUGCAAGCAAUGAAAUUGGUGUUUGGGGAAUCUGAAAGCACCGUGACCGCCCAUGGGAAAUUUGUGAACACGCUGCAGGCACAGGGGGAGAAAGCUUCCCUUUAUGUGAUCCGUUUAGAGGUGCAACUCCAAAAUGCUAUCCAGGCAGGUGUCCUGUCCGAGAGCGAUGCAAACCAGACUCGCCUGCACCAGUUCCUGGUAGGGGCUGAGCUCAGUAGGGACCUGCACUGCAGGCUUAAGGGGCUUCUCAGGGUGUAUGCAAAUGAGCCCGAGCAUCUUCCUGAUUUCCUGGAGUUAAUCAGGAUGAUCAGGGAGGAAGAAGAUUGGGAUGACACUUUUAUUAGACCAAAGCAGUCCAAAAGAUCUGAGUCAGAGGUGGAGUAUGUAAGCAACCCUGUGGUAUUUGAGGACGACGCCCCAAUCGCCAUGAGCAGUGCUGACUGCAAUGUCAUAGAGAUAGACGAUACCUUGGAUGACUCGGAUGAGGAUGUGAUCCUGGUAGAAUCGCAGGACCCUCCACUCUCAUCCUUGGGUUCCCCUCCCAUCCCAGACAUCUAUCAGGACCAAGUGCUGCUCAUUGAUUCCCCCAGCACUUCCUCCACUCAGUCUCCUUCCACCAGCCAUGGUGAUGGGAGGAGAGCCAGGAAGCGAAAACACACCACAGGCUGUUCCAAUUGUGGCGAGGAUGGCCAUUCCAAAGAAACCUGUGAAAAUAGCAACAAGACCCAAGUGUUUGAGAAUCUGCUCAUCACCCUACAGGAGCUGACACAUAGAGAGCAGGGAUCAAGGCCUGCCAAACCCAGUGGCCCCUCUGAGCUACAGUACGGUGCUGGCCCCCAGCCUUAAAUGAGCCCUUCCCUAGAUUGACUGGGAAAUUAGGGGAGGAGGAUGUCUAACUUGCAUGAAUUAAUCCAAAAA
Perognathus longimembris pacificus (Pacific pocket mouse) is the source of this 1600-nucleotide messenger RNA. It is a transcript of the gene Zcchc12, whose product is annotated as zinc finger CCHC-type containing 12. NCBI's taxonomy places the organism in Eukaryota, Metazoa, Chordata, Mammalia, Rodentia, Heteromyidae. The transcript is spliced from 3 exons. The coding region runs from base 344 to 1528 and encodes 394 amino acids. The record is from RefSeq and is a predicted model, not a curated record. Gene Ontology annotation, molecular function: nucleic acid binding; zinc ion binding. Gene Ontology annotation, cellular component: nucleus.